Molecule: messenger RNA, 14139 nt
Organism: Sardina pilchardus (European sardine)
Lineage: Eukaryota; Metazoa; Chordata; Actinopteri; Clupeiformes; Clupeidae
Exons: 15
Biological process (GO): regulation of transcription by RNA polymerase II
Cellular component (GO): nucleus
Molecular function (GO): DNA-binding transcription activator activity, RNA polymerase II-specific; RNA polymerase II cis-regulatory region sequence-specific DNA binding
Source: RefSeq, a predicted model, not a curated record
AUGGAAGGUCAUCAUAGCAAACAUGGAAAGAGCUUUCAUAAGAGGAAUCACCUGAAGUCACACCGGACCAUCCACACAGGAGAAAAGCCAUAUCAGCGCACUACAUGUGGGAAGAGUUUCAAGACAAAGGUGAAGGUCACCAUCCAUCAGCGCACACAUACUGGAGAAAAGCCAUAUCAGUGCACUACAUGUGGGAAGAGUUUCAAGACUAAGAGAGAGGUCACCAUCCAUCAGCGCACACAUACUGGAGAAAAGCCAUAUCAGUGCACUGACUGUGGAAAGGUUUUUAGUCAAACAUCUAGCCUAAAGGCACAUCGGACCAUCCACGCAGGAGAUAAGCCAUAUCAGUGCACUGACUGUGGAAAGACUUUUAGUCAUAGAUGUAACCUCAAGACACACCAGAGGAUCCAUACUGGUGAAAAGCCAUAUCAGUGCACUACAUGUGGGAAGAGAUUCAGGGAGAGCAGUUCUCUUACUAAACAUAAGCUCACACAUACAGGAGAAACGCCAUAUCAGUGCACUGACUGCGGAAAGAGUUUUAGUCGAAUGAGCAGUCUCAAGGCACACCAGCGUAUCCACACAGGAGAAAAGCCAUAUCAGUGCACUACAUGUGGGAAAAGUUUCAGGACUAAGAUAGAGGUCACCAUCCAUCAGCGCACACAUACAGGAGAAAAGCCAUAUCAGUGCACUGAGUGUGGAAAGGGUUUUAGUCAAAUGAGCAAUCUCAAGACACACCAGAGUAUCCAUACAGGAAAAAAGCCAUAUCAGUGCACUGACUGUGGAAAGGCUUUUAGUCAAAUGAGCAGUCUCAAGGCACACCAGAGUAUCCAUACUGGGGAAAAACCAUAUCCGUGCCCUACAUGUGGGAAAAGUUUCAGGACUAAGAUGGAGGUCACCUUACAUCAGCACACACAUACAGGAGAAAAGCCAUAUCAGUGCACUACAUGUGGGAAGAGUUUCAAGACUAAGAGAGAGGUCACCAUCCAUCAGCGCACACAUACUGGAGAAAAGCCAUAUCAGUGCACUGACUGUGGAAAGGUUUUUAGUCAAACAUCUAGCCUAAAGGCACAUCGGACCAUCCACGCAGGAGAUAAGCCAUAUCAGUGCACUGACUGUGGAAAGACUUUUAGUCGUAGAUCUAACCUUAAGACACACCAGAGGAUCCAUACUGGUGAAAAGCCAUAUCAGUGCACUACAUGUGGAAAGAGAUUCAGGGAGAGCGGUUCUCUUACUAAACAUCAGCGCACACAUACAGGAGAAAAGCCAUAUCAGUGCACUGACUGCGGAAAGAGUUUUAGUCAAAUGAGCAGUCUCAAGGCACACGAGAGUAUUCAUACAGGAGAAAAGCCAUAUCAGUGCACUACAUGUGAGAAAAGUUUCAGGACUAAGAUAGAGGUCACCUUCCAUCAGCACACACAUACAGGAGAAAAGCCAUAUCAGUGCAUUGACUGCGGAAAGGGUUUUAGUCAUAUGAGCAAGCUCAAGAGACACCAGAUGAUCCAUACUGGAGAAAAGCCAUAUCAGUGCACUGACUGCGGAAAGGGUUUUAGUCAAAUGAGCAGUCUCAAGGCACACCAGAGUAUCCAUACAGGGAAAAAGCCAUAUCAGUGCACUGCAUGUGGGAAAAGUUUCAGGACUAAGAGAGAGGUGACCAUCCAUCAGCGCACACAUACAGGAGAAAAACCAUAUCAGUGCACUGACUGUGGGAAGGGUUUUAGUCAAAUGAGCGGUCUCAAGAAACACCAGAGGAUUCAUACUGGAGAAAAGCCAUAUCAGUGCACUACAUGUGGGAAGAGUUUCAGGACUAAGAUAGAGGUCACCUUACAUCAGCACACACAUACAGGAGAAAAACCAUAUCAGUGCACUACAUGUGGGAAGAGUUUCAAUACUAAGAGAGAGGUCACCAUCCAUCAGCGCACACAUACUGGAGAAAAGCCAUAUCAGUGCACUGACUGUGGAAAGGUUUUUAGUCAAACAUCUAGCCUCAAGACACACCGGACCAUCCACGCAGGAGAUAAGCCAUAUCAGUGCACUGACUGUGGAAACACUUUUAGUCGUAGAUCUCACCUCAAGACACACCAGAGGAUCCAUACUGGUGAAAAGCCAUAUCAGUGCACUACAUGUGGGAAGAGAUUCAGGGAGAGCGGUUCUCUUACUAAACAUCAGCGCACACAUACAGGAGAAAAGCCAUAUCAGUGCACUGACUGCGGAAAGGGUUUCAGUCAAAUGAGCAGUCUCAAGACACACCAGAUGACCCACACAGGAGAAAAGCCAUAUCAGUGCACUGACUGCGGAAAGAGUUUUAGUCAAAUGAGCAGUCUCAAGGCACACGAGAGUAUCCAUACAGGAAAAAAGCCAUAUCAGCGCACUACAUGUGGGAAAAGUUUCAGGACUAAGAUAGAGGUCACCUUACAUCAGCACACACAUACAGAAGAAAAGCCAUAUCAGUGCACUACAUGUGGGAAGAGUUUCAAGACUAAGAGAGAGGUCACCAUCCAUCAGCGCACACAUACUGGAGAAAAACCAUAUCAGUGCACUGACUGCGGAAAGGGUUUUAGUCAAAUGAGCAGUCUCAAGGCACACCAGAGUAUCCAUACAGGACAAAAGCCAUAUCGGUGCAUUACAUGUUGGAAAAGUUUCAGGACUAAGAGAGAGGUGACCAUCCAUCAGCGCACACAUACAGGAGAAAAACCAUAUCAGUGCACUGACUGUGGGAAGGGUUUUAGUCAAAUGAGCAAUCUCAAGACACACCAGAGUAUCCACACUAGAGAAAAGCCAUAUCAGUGCACUACAUGUGGGAAAAGUUUCAGGACUAAGAUAGAGGUCACCUUCCAUCAGCACACACAUACAGGAGAAAAGCCAUAUCAGUGCACUGACUGUGGAAAGGGUUUUACUCAAAUGAGCAGUCUCAAGAGACACCAGAGUAUCCAUACAGGAAAAAAGCCAUAUCAGUGCACUGACUGUGGAAAGGCUUUUACUUUAAUGAGCAGUCUCAAGAGACACCAGAGUAUCCAUACAGGGAAAAAGCCAUAUCAGUGCAAAACAUGUGGGAAAGGUUUCAGGACUAAGACAGAGGUCACUUCUCACCAAAGGACCCAUACUGGAGAAAAGCCAUAUCAGUGCACUGACUGUGGAAAGACUUUUAGUCAAACAAGUAGCCUCAAGACACACCAGAGGAUCCAUACUGGGGAAAAGCCAUAUCAGUGUACUACAUGUGGGAAGAGAUUCAGUGAGAGCGGUAAUCUCAUUAAACAUCAGCUUACACAUACAGGAGAAAAGCCAUAUCAGUGCACUGACUGCGGAAAGGGUUUUAGUCAAAUGGGCAAUCUCAAGGCACACCAGAAUAUCCACACAGGAGAAAAGCCAUAUCAGUGCACUGACUGCGGAAAGGGUUUUAGUGAAAUGGGCAGUCUCAAGAAACACCAGCUUGUCCACACAGGAGAAAAGCAUUAUCCGUGCACUGACUGUAUAAAGGUUUUUAGACGAAUGAGCCAUCUCAGAAGACACCAGAGUAUCCACACAGGAGAAAAGCCAUAUCAGUGCACUGACUGUGGAAAGGCUUUUGGACAUAUGAGCAAUCUCAAGAAACACCAGACUGUCCAUACAGGAGAAAAGCCAUAUCACUGCACUGACUGCGGAAAGGGUUUUAGGACUAAGAAAGAGGUCACCAGCCAUCAGCACACACAUACAGGAGAAAAACCAUAUCAGUGCACUGACUGUGGGAAGGGUUUUAUUCAAAAGAGCAGUCUCAAGAGACACCAGAGUAUCCAUACUGGGGAAAAGCCAUAUCAGUGCACUACAUGUGGGAAAAGUUUCAAGACUAAGACAGAGGUCACUGUCCAUCAGCGCACACAUACAGGAGAAAAGCCAUAUCAGUGCACUGACUGUGGAAAGAGUUUUAGUAAGAGGAAUCACCUGAAGUCACACCAGACCAUCCACGCAGGAGAUAAGCCAUAUCAGUGCAGUGUAUGUGGGAAGACUUUAAGUCGUAGAUCUAUCCUCAAGCUACACCAGAGGACGCAUACUGGAGAAAAGCCAUAUCAGUGCACUGACUGUGGAAAGACUUUUAGUCAUAGAUCUAACCUCAAGAUACACCAGAGGACGCAUACUGGAGAAAAGCCAUAUCAGUGUAAUUACUGUGGAAAGACUUUUCGACAAACUUCUGUCCUCAAGAGACACCAGAGGAUCCAUACUGGUGAAAAGCCAUAUCAGUGUACUACAUGUGGGAAGAGUUUCAGGGAGAGCGGUUCUCUUACUAAACAUCAGCGCACACAUACAGGAGAAAAGCCAUAUUGGUGCACUGACUGUGGAAUGUCUUUUAGUAUAAUGAGCAAUCUCAAGGCACACCAGAGUAUCCACACAGGAGAAAAGCCAUAUCAGUGCAUUGCCUGCGGAAUGGCUUUUAGUAUAAUGAGCAGUCUCAAGGCACACCAGAGUAUCCACACAGGAGAAAAGCCACAUCAGUGCACUGACUGUGGAAAGGGUUUUAUUACUAAGAAAGAGGUCACCAUCCACCAGCGCACACACACAGGAGAAAAGCCAUAUCAGUGCCCUGACUGCGGAAAGGAUUUUAGUCAUAUGUGCAGUCUCAAGAGACACCAGAGUAUCCACACAGGAGAAAGGAAAUAUCAGUGCACUGACUGCGGAAAGGGUUUUAGUCAAAUGUGCAGUCUCAAGAAACACCAGAUUGUCCACACAGGAGAAAAGCAAUAUCAGUGCACUGACUGUGGAAAGAGGUUCCGUAUGAGGAAUCACCUGAAGGCACACCAGACCAUCCACACAGGAGAACAGCCGUAUCAGUGCAGUGUAUGUGGGAAGAGUUUCAGUGACAGUUUGGGUCUCUCCAUGCAUCAGUUGACACAUAAUGGAGAAAAGCUCUCCCCAUGUCCUCAAUGUGGAAAGACUUUCAAUAGGAUGUAUCAUCUUGAGACUCACCAGAGGACCCACACUGGAGAAAAGCCAUAUCAGUGCACCGACUGUGGAAUGUCUUUUAGUCUUACAUCUAGCCUCAAGAAACACCAGAGGAUCCAUACUGGGGAAAAGCCAUAUCAGUGCAUUGACUGUGGAAAGACUUUUCGACAAACAUCUUCUCUCAAGACACACCAGAGGACCCAUACUGGAGAAAGGCCAUAUCAGUGCACUACAUGUGGGAAAAGUUUCAGGACUAAGAGAGAGGUGACCAUCCAUCAGCGCACACAUACAGGAGAUAAAACAUAUCAGUGCACUGACUGUGGAAAGGGUUUUAGUCAAAUGAGCAAUCUCAAGACACACCAGAGUAUCCAUACUGGAGAAAAGCCAUAUCAGUGCACUACAUGUGGGAAAAGUUUCAGGACUAAGAUAGAGGUCACCUUCCAUCAGCACACACAUACAGGAGAAAAGCCAUAUCAGUGCACUGACUGCGGAAAGAGUUUUAGUCAAAUGACCAAUCUCAAGGUACACCAGAGAAUCCACACAGGAGAAAAGCCAUAUCAGUGCACUGACUGCGGAAAGGGUUUUAGUCAAAAGAGCCAUCUCAAGGCACACCAGAGUAUCCAUACUGGGGAAAAGCCAUAUCAGUGCACUACAUGUGGGAAAAGUUUCAAGACUAAGACAGAGGUCACCGUCCAUCAGCGCACACAUACAGGAGAAAAGCCAUAUCAGUGCACUGACUGUGGAAAGGCUUUUAGUCAAAUUAGCAAUCUCAAGAGACACCAGACCAUCCACACAGGAGAAAAGCCAUAUCAGCGCACUACAUGUGGGAAGAGUUUCAAGACAAAGGUGAAGGUCACCAUUCAUCAGCGCACACAUACUGGAGAAAAGCCAUAUCAGUGCACUGACUGUGGAAACACUUUUAGACGUAGAUAUAGCCUCAAGACACACCAGAGGAUCCAUACUGGUGAAGAGCCAUAUCAGUGCACUACAUGUGGGAAGAGAUUCAGGGAGAGCAGUUCUCUUACUAAACAUAAGCGCACACAUACAGGAGAAAAGCCAUAUCAGUGCACUACAUGUGGGAAAAGUUUCAGGACUAAGAGAGAGGUCACCUUUCAUCAGCACACACAUACAGGAGAAAAACCAUAUCAGUGCACUGACUGUGGGAAGGGUUUUAGUCAAAUGAGCAAUCUCAAGAAACACCAGAGGAUUCAUACUGGAGAAAAGCCAUAUCAGUGCACAACAUGUGGGAAGAGUUUCAGGACUAAGAUAGAGGUCACCUUACAUCAGCACACACAUACAGGAGAAAAACCAUAUCAGUGCACUACAUGUGGGAAGAGUUUCAAUACUAAGAGAGAGGUCACCAUCCAUCAGCGCACACAUACUGGAGAAAAGCCAUAUCAGUGCACUGACUGUGGAAAGGUUUUUAGUCAAACAUCUAGCCUAAAGGCACACCAGACCAUCCACGCAGGAGAUAAGCCAUAUCAGUGCAGUGACUGUGGAAACACUUUUAGACGUAUAUCUAGCCUCAAGACACACCAGAUGAUCCAUACUGGUGAAAAGCCAUAUCAGUGCACUACAUGUGGGAAGAGAUUCAGGGAGAGCGGUUCUCUUACUAAACAUCAGCGCACACAUACAGGAGAAAAGCCAUAUCAGUGCACUGACUGCGGAAAGAGUUUUAGUCAAAUGAGCAGUCUCAAGACACACCAGAUGACCCACACAGGAGAAAAGCCAUAUCAGUGCACUGACUGCGGAAAGAGUUUUAGUCAAAUGAGCAGUCUCAAGGCACACGAGAGUAUCCAUACAGGAGAAAAGCCAUAUCAGCGCACUACAUGUGGGAAAAGUUUCAGGACUAAGAUAGAGGUCACCUUACAUCAGCACACACAUACAGAAGAAAAGCCAUAUCAGUGCACUGACUGCGGAAAGGGUUUUAGUCAAAUGAGCAGUCUCAAGGCACACCAGAGUAUCCAUACAGGACAAAAGCCAUAUCGGUGCAUUACAUGUGGGAAAAGUUUCAGGACUAAGAGAGAGGUGACCAUCCAUCAGCGCACACAUACAGGAGAAAAACCAUAUCAGUGCACUGACUGUGGGAAGGGUUUUAGUCAAAUGAGCAGUCUCAAGGCACACCAGAGUAUCCACACUGGAGAAAAGCCAUAUCAGUGCACUACAUGUGGGAAAAGUUUCAGGACUAAGAUAGAGGUCACCUUACAUCAGCACACACAUACAGGAGAAAAGCCAUAUCAGUGCACUGACUGUGGAAAGGGUUUUAGUCAAAUGAGCAGUCUCAAGAGACACCAGAGUACCCAUACAGGAGAAAAGCCAUAUCAGUGCACUGACUGUGGAAAGGCUUUUACUUUAAUGAGCAGUCUCAAGAGACACCAGAGUAUCCAUACAGGGAAAAAGCCAUAUCAGUGCAAAACAUGUGGGAAAAGUUUCAGGACUAAGACAGAGGUCACUGUCCAUCAGCGCACACAUACAAAAGAUAAGCCAUAUCAGUGCACUGACUGUGGAAAGAGCUUCUGUAAGAGGAAUCUCCUGAAGGCACACCAGACCAUCCACACAGGAGAUAAGCCAUAUCAGUGCACUGACUGUGGGAAGACUUUUAGUCGUAGAUCUAUCCUCAAGCUACAUCAGAGGACGCAUACUGGAGAAAAGCCAUAUCAGUGCACUGACUGUGGAAAGACUUUUAGUCAUAGAUCUAACCUCAAGAUACACCAGAGGACGCAUACUGGAGAAAAGCCAUAUCAGUGUAAUUACUGUGGAAAGACUUUUCGACAAAUUUCUGUCCUCAAGAGACACCAGAGGAUCCAUACUGGUGAAAAGCCAUAUCAGUGUACUACAUGUGGGAAGAGUUUCAGGGAGAGCGGUUCUCUUACUAAACAUCAGCGCACACAUACAGGAGAAAAGCCAUAUCGGUGCACUGACUGUGGAAUGUCUUUUAGUAUAAUGAGCAAUCUCAAGGCACACCAGAGUAUCCACACAGGAGAAAAGCCAUAUCAGCGCAUUGCCUGCGGAAUGGCUUUUAGUAUAAUGAGCAGUCUCAAGGCACACGAGAUUAUCCACACAGGAGAAAAGCCACAUCAGUGCACUGACUGUGGAAAGGGUUUUAUUACUAAGAAAGAGGUCACCAUCCAUCAGCGCACACACACAGGAGAAAAGCCAUAUCAGUGCACUGACUGCGGAAAGGAGUUUAGUCAUAUGUGCAGUCUCAAGAGACACCAGAGUAUCCACACAGGAGAAAAGAAAUAUCAGUGCACUGACUGCGGAAAGGGUUUUAGUCAAAUGUGCAGUCUCAAGAAACACCAGAUUGUCCACACAGGAGAAAAGCAAUAUCAGUGCACUGACUGUGUAAAGGCUUUUAGUCAAAUGAGCAAUCUCAAGAGACAUCAGACCAUACAUAAUGGAGAAAAGCUCUACCCAUGUCCUCAGUGUGGAAAGACUUUCACUAGGAUGGAUCAUCUUGAGACUCACCAAAGGACCCAUACUGGAGAAAAGCCAUAUCAGUGCACUGACUGUGGAAAGACUUUUAGUCAAACAAGUAGCCUCAAGUCACACCAGAGGAUCCAUACUGGGGAAAAGCCAUAUCAGUGUACUACAUGUGGGAAGAGAUUCAGGGAGAGCGGCAGUCUCAUUAAACAUCAGCUUACACAUACAGGAGAAAAGCCAUAUCAGUGCACUGACUGCGGAAAGGGUUUUAGUCAAAUGGGCAAUCUCAAGGCACACCAGAGUAUCCACACAGGAGAAAAGCCAUAUCAGUGCACUGACUGCGGAAAGGGUUUUAGUGAAAUGGGCAGUCUCAAGAGACACCAGAUUGUCCACACAGGAGAAAAGCAUUAUCCGUGCACUGACUGUGUAAAGGUUUUUAGACGAAUGAGCCAUCUCAGAGCCCACCAGAGUAUCCAUACAGGAAAAAAGCCAUAUCAGUGCACUGACUGCGGAAAGGGUUUUAGUCAAAUGGGCAAUCUCAAGAAACACCAGAGUAUCCACACAGGAGAAAAGCCAUAUCAGUGCACUGACUGUGGAAAGGCUUUUGGACAAAUGAGCAGUCUCAAGAAACACCAGACUGUCCAUACAGGAGAAAAGCCGUAUCAGUGCACUGACUGUGGAAAGGGUUUUAGUCAAAUUAGCAAUCUCAAGGCACACCAGAUUGUCCACACAGGAGAAAAGCCAUAUCAGUGCACUGACUGUGGAAAGGGUUUUAGUCAAAUGAGCAGUCUCAAGAAACACCAGAUUGUCCACACAGGAGAAAAGCCAUAUCAGUGCACUGACUGUGGAAAGGCUUUUACUUUAAUAUACAAUCUCAAGAGACACCAGAUGAUCCAUAAAUCUUAGGACCCAUCAGAACAUGCACAAUGUGGGAAAAGAUUCAGGGUGAGCAGUAAUCUCAUUAUACAUCAGCUCACACAUACAGGAGAAAAGCCAUAUUAGUGCACUGACUGUGGGAAGGGUUUUAGUCAAAUUAACAUUCUCAAGGCACACCAGACUAUCCAUACAGUAGAAAAGCCAUAUCAGUGCACUGACUGCGGAAAGGGUUUUAGUCAAAUGGGCAAUCUCAAGACACACCAGACCAUCCACACAGGAGAAAAGCCAUAUCAGCGCACUACAUGUGGGAAGAGUUUCAAGACAAAGGUGAAGGUCACCAUCCAUCAGCGCACACAUACUGGAGAAAAGCCAUAUCAGUGCACUGACUGUGGAAACACUUUUAGACGUAGAUAUAGCCUCAAGACACACCAGAGGAUCCAUACUGGUGAAGAGCCAUAUCAGUGCACUACAUGUGGGAAGAGAUUCAGGGAGAGCAGUUCUCUUACUAAACAUAAGCGCACACAUACAGGAGAAAAGCCAUAUCAGUGCACUACAUGUGGGAAAAGUUUCAGGACUAAGAGAGAGGUCACCUUUCAUCAGCACACACAUACAGGAGAAAAACCAUAUCAGUGCACUGACUGUGGGAAGGGUUUUAGUCAAAUGAGCAAUCUCAAGAAACACCAGAGGAUUCAUACUGGAGAAAAGCCAUAUCAGUGCACUACAUGUGGGAAGAGUUUCAGGACUAAGAUAGAGGUCACCUUACAUCAGCACACACAUACAGGAGAAAAGCCAUAUCAGUGCAAUACAUGUGGGAAGAGUUUCAAUACUAAGAGAGAGGUCACCAUCCAUCAGCGCACACAUACUGGAGAAAAGCCAUAUCAGUGCACUGACUGUGGAAAGGUUUUUAGUCAAACAUCUAGCCUAAAGGCACACCAGACCAUCCACGCAGGAGAUAAGCCAUAUCAGUGCACUGACUGUGGAAACACUUUUAGACGUAGAUCUAGCCUCAAGACACACCAGAGGAUCCAUACUGGUGAAAAGCCAUAUCAGUGCACUACAUGUGGGAAGAGAUUCAGGGAGAGCGGUUCUCUUACUAAACAUCAGCGCACACAUACAGGAGAAAAGCCAUAUCAGUGCACUGACUGCGGAAAGGGUUUCAGUCAAAUGAGCAGUCUCAAGACACACCAGAUGACCCACACAGGAGAAAAGCCAUAUCAGUGCACUGACUGCGGAAAGAGUUUUAGUCAAAUGAGCAGUCUCAAGGCACACGAGAGUAUCCAUACAGGAGAAAAGCCAUAUCAGCGCACUACAUGUGGGAAAAGUUUCAGGACUAAGAGAGAGGUGACCAUCCAUCAGCGCACACAUACAGGAGAAAAAACAUAUCAGUGCACUGACUGCGGAAAGGGUUUUAGUCAAAUGAGCAAGGUGACCAUCCAUCAGCGCACACAUACAGGAGAAAAGCCAUAUCAGUGCACUGACUGCGGAAAGGGUUUCAGUCAAAUGAGCAGUCUCAAGACACACCAGAGUAUCCAUACAGGAGAAAAGCCAUAUCGGUGCAUUACAUGUCGGAAAAGUUUCAGGACUAAGAGAGAGGUGACCAUCCAUCAGCGCACACAUACAGGAGAAAAACCAUAUCAGUGCACUGACUGUGGGAAGGGUUUUAGUCAAAUGAGCAGUCUCAAGGCACACCAGAGUAUCCACACUGGAGAAAAGCCAUAUCAGUGCACUACAUGUGGGAAAAGUUUCAGGACUAAGAUAGAGGUCACCUUCCAUCAGCACACACAUACAGGAGAAAAGCCAUAUCAGUGCACUGACUGUGGAAAGGGUUUUAGUCAAAUGAGCAGUCUCAAGAGACACCAGAGUAUCCAUACAGGAAAAAAGCCAUAUCAGUGCACUGACUGUGGAAAGGCUUUUACUUUAAUGAGCAAGGUCACUGUCCAUCAGCGCACACAUACAAAAGAUAAGCCAUAUCAGUGCACUGACUGUGGAAAGAGUUUCAAGACAAAGGUGAAGGUCACCAUUCAUCAGCGCACACAUACUGGAGAAAAGCCAUAUCAGUGCACUGAUUGUGGAAACACUUUUAGACGUAGAUAUAGCCUCAAGACACACCAGAGGAUCCAUACUGGUGAAGAGCCAUAUCAGUGCACUACAUGUGGGAAGAGAUUCAGGGAGAGCAGUUCUCUUACUAAACAUAAGCGCACACAUACAGGAGAAAAGCCAUAUCAGUGCACUUCAUGUGGGAAAAGUUUCAGGACUAAGAGAGAGGUCACCUUUCAUCAGCACACACAUACAGGAGAAAAACCAUAUCAGUGCACUGACUGUGGGAAGGGUUUUAGUCAAAUGAGCAAUCUCAAGAAACACCAGAGGAUUCAUACUGGAGAAAAGCCAUAUCAGUGCACAACAUGUGGGAAGAGUUUCAGGACUAAGAUAGAGGUCACCUUACAUCAGCACACACAUACAGGAGAAAAACCAUAUCAGUGCACUACAUGUGGGAAGAGUUUCAAUACUAAGAGAGAGGUCACCAUCCAUCAGCGCACACAUACUGGAGAAAAGCCAUAUCAGUGCACUGACUGUGGAAAGGUUUUUAGUCAAACAUCUAGCCUAAAGGCACACCGCACCAUCCACGCAGGAGAUAAGCCAUAUCAGUGCAGUGACUGUGGAAACACUUUUAGACGUAGAUCUAGCCUCAAGACACACCAGAGGAUCCAUACUGGUGAAAAGCCAUAUCAGUGCACUACAUGUGGGAAGAGAUUCAGGGAGAGCGGUUCUCUUACUAAACAUCAGCGCACACAUACAGGAGAAAAGCCAUAUCAGUGCACUGACUGCGGAAAGGGUUUCAGUCAAAUGAGCAGUCUCAAGACACACCAGAUGACCCACACAGGAGAAAAGCCAUAUCAGUGCACUGACUGCGGAAAGAGUUUUAGUCAAAUGAGCAGUCUCAAGGCACACGAGAGUAUCCAUACAGGAGAAAAGCCAUAUCAGCGCACUACAUGUGGGAAAAGUUUCAGGACUAAGAGAGAGGUGACCAUCCAUCAGCGCACACAUACAGGAGAAAAAACAUAUCAGUGCACUGACUGCGGAAAGGGUUUUAGUCAAAUGAGCAGUCUCAAGGCACACCAGAGUAUCCAUACAGGACAAAAGCCAUAUCGGUGCAUUACAUGUGAGAAAAGUUUCAGGACUAAGAGAGAGGUGACCAUCCAUCAGCGCACACAUACAGGAGAAAAGCCAUAUCAGUGCACUGACUGCGGAAAGGGUUUCAGUCAAAUGAGCAGUCUCAAGACACACCAGAGUAUCCAUACAGGAGAAAAGCCAUAUCGGUGCAUUACAUGUGGGAAAAGUUUCAGGACUAAGAGAGAGGUGACCAUCCAUCAGCGCACACAUACAGGAGAAAAACCAUAUCAGUGCACUGACUGUGGGAAGGGUUUUAGUCAAAUGAGCAGUCUCAAGGCACACCAGAGUAUCCACACUGGAGAAAAGCCAUAUCAGUGCACUACAUGUGGGAAAAGUUUCAGGACUAAGAUAGAGGUCACCUUUCAUCAGCACACACAUACAGGAGAAAAGCCAUAUCAGUGCACUGACUGUGGAAAGGGUUUUAGUCAAAUGAGCAGUCUCAAGAGACACCAGAGUAUCCAUACAGGAAAAAAGCCAUAUCAGUGCACUGACUGUGGAAAGGCUUUUACUUUAAUGAGCAGUCUCAAGAGACACCAGAGUAUCCAUACAGGGAAAAAGCCAUAGUGCAAAACAUGUGGGAAAAGUUUCAGGACUAAGACAGAGGAGGUCACUGUCCAUCAGCGCACACAUACAAAAGAUAAGCCAUAUCAGUGCACUGACUGUGGAAAGGUUUUUACUUUAAUGAGCUAUCUCAAGAAACACCAGAUGAUCCAUAGAGGAGAAAAGCCGUAUCAGUGCAGUGUAUGUGGAAAGAGUUUCAGUGACAGUUUGGGUCUCUCCAUGCAUCAGUUGACACAUAAUGGAGAAAAACUCCUCCAAUGUCCUCUGUGUGGAAAGACUUUCAAUAGGAUGGGUCGUCUUGAGACUCACCAGAGGAUCCAUACUGGAGAAAAGCCGUAUCAGUGCAUUGACUGUGGAAUGUCUUUUAGUCUUACAUCUAGCCUCAAGAAACACCAGAGGAUCCAUACUGGAGAAAAGCCGUAUCAGUGCAUUGACUGUGGAAUGUCUUUUAGUCAAACAUCUAGCCUCAAGAGACACCAGAGGAUCCAUACUGGGGAAAAUCCAUAUCAGUGUACUACAUGUGGGAAGAGAUUCAGGGACAACAAUAAUCUCAUUAAACAUCAGCUCACACAUACAGGAGAAAAGCCAUAUCAGUGCACUACAUGUGGGAAGAGUUUCAUGACAAAGGCGAAGGUCACCAUCCAUCAGCGCACACAUACAGGAGAAAAGCCAUAUCAGUGCACUGACUGUGGAAAGAGUUUUAGUCAAACAUGUAGCCUCAAGGCACACCAAAGAAUCCAUACUGGGGAAAAACCAUAUCAGUGUGCUACAUGUGGGAAGAGAUUCAGGGAGAGCAGUAAUCUCAUUAAACAUCAGCUCACACAUACAGGAGAAAAGCCAUAUCCGUGCACUGACUGCGGAAAGGGUUUCAGUCAAAUGAGCAGUCUCAAGAAACACCAGAUUGUCCACACAGGAGAAAAGCCAUAUCAGUGCACUGACUGUGGAAAGACUUUUGGACGAAUGAGCAGUCUCAAGACACACCAGAUGAUCCACACAGGAGAAAGGCCGUAUCAGUGCACUGACUGCGGAAAGGGUUUCAGUCAAAUGAGCAGUCUCAAGACACACCAUAUGACCCACACAGGAGAAAAGCCGUAUCAGUACACUGACUAUGGAAAGGCUUUUGGACAAAUGAGCCAUAUCAAGGCACACCGGAAUAUCCAUACAGGAGAAAAGCCAUAUCAGUGCACUGAUUGCUGA